AUAUGUAGACUGGAACUACCUGCAAUCAUUCGUAGUCUGGUCGUGCCAUUCAUUCACUCGUUUGCACAUUCAGUUUGUUCCCUUAGUUCUACCGUAGUCAUGCGUCUGCUGUACCAUGCCUGGGCAUGGCUACACUUGCUGCACGGACAUGUCGACGCACAGCGCGUCAUUAGCCUCGCUGGCAACGGCUGGACCAUUUCGAAUCCUUCGCUGAACGUCUCUUUGCCCGCCAAACUCCCCAGCUAUGUCCAGCUGGACCUCCACGACAACCAGGUCAUCGGAGAUCCGCUCUUUGGCCAGAACAGCUUCGAUCUGCGCUUCAUUGUCGCCGAGAACUGGACCUACACCUCCGCCCCCAUCUCCGGCCUGUCCUCCGACGACGCCAGUAGCACCUGGCUGCUGUUCAAUGGCCUCGACACCUUCACCAGUAUCUCCUUCUGUGGCCACCAUGUCGCGAGCACGAAUAACCAGUUUCGUCAAUACUGGUUCGACGUGUCCGCCUUCCUCGCCAAUUGCAAGCCGGAAGAUCAGAUGGUCGAAAUCAACUUUGGAUCCGCUGCCAAGAUUGCCGACGACAUUGCCAACGAGCCGGGCCAGGAGACGUGGCCGGACGGGGUGAUGCAGCUGUAUCAGUAUCCGAAUCGAUGGUUUGUCCGAAAGGAACAGAGUGACUUCGGUUGGGACUGGGGCCCUGCCUUUGUUCCCGCCGGUCCAUGGCAACCAGCAUGGGUGGUCCAGCUGCAGCAGGAAGAAGUACAGAUCCGCAACAGUCUGGUCGACAUCUAUCGACAAGGCCAACUCAACAACUUGCCUCCGGAUCAGAAUCAGCCAUGGGUGGUCAACGCAAGUCUGGACUACUUUGGAUCGAUCCCGUCGGGCGCAACUGUGCAAUACCGACUCACAGACAGGGCCAACACUACUCUCAUUGCCCAGGGCGAGCUGUGCAAUAUCACCAUCAGUGCAACGGCAGUGACCGGCUUGACCACCAUCCCGGACGGAAGCGUGGAGCUGUGGUGGCCAGUCAAGAUGGGUGCACAACCGCUGUACUACAUGACCAUCGACCUCAUGUCUGCCAGUGGCAAGACGUUGGCAUCCGUGACGAAGCGUGUGGGUUUCCGAACGAUUGUGCUGAAUGGCAACCCCGUGAGCAGUGAGGAGCUGGCGUUGGGAAUUGCUCCCGGCAAUAACUGGCACUUUGAGAUCAACGGGAAACAGUUCUUCGCCAAAGGAUCCAACUUCAUCCCCCCCGAUGUCUUCUGGCCGACCGUCACUCCCCAGCGCAUCUCGAAUCUGUUCGAUACCGCCAUUGCUGGUAACCAGAACAUGCUGCGCGUGUGGUCCAGUGGUGCAUACUCGCCGGACUUCAUGUACGAUCUGGCCGACGAGAAAGGAUUGCUCCUGUGGUCCGAAUUCGAAUUCGGCUGUGCACUCUACCCGGUAUUCCCAGAGUUCCUCGCCAAUGUCCGAGCAGAGGCAGAGUACCAAGUGCGAAGAAUCAACCAUCACCCAUCACUCGCAUUCUGGGCAGGAGCCAACGAAAUGGAAAAUCUGGAGCUGCCGAACGCCAACAAAUCAGCACCACAAGAUUACCCACGAUACCAGGCCGAGUAUGAGACCUUGUUCCUCCACACCAUCCUCCCUGCAGUGUAUGAGAACAGCAAGAGUAUCAGCUACCAGCCCAGCUCCACCUCGAAUGGCUGGCUGUCGCUCAACCACAGCGCUCCUGUGGAAGAAAUCAUGAUCCAACGCUACAACAAUAAGACCGACGGCCAUGUGUACGGAGAGACAGACUACUACAACUACAAAUCCGAAUUCCUCGGCAAUACCACUUCGUACCCCAUCGGCCGCUUUUCGAACGAGUUCGGCUACCACAGCAUGCCAUCUCUACAAUCCUGGCGCCAACAAAUCGCCGAGUCGGAUCUCCAUUUCAACAGCACCACCAUCCUCCUCCGGAACCAACACAACCCUCCGGGCAACCUCGACACCAGCAACCUCACGAAAUCGCUCGUCGGACAGGCCCAAAUGACCACCGCCGUAGAACGAUGGUACCCGACUCCGAGCAAGAUCGACCCCAUUGGAAACUUCUCCGCAUGGUGUCACGCCACGCAAAUCUUCCAAGCAGAGUUCUACCGCUCGCAAAUCGAGUUCUAUCGCCGUGGCAGCGGCCUCCCCAACCGCUGCAUGGGGAGCUUAUACUGGCAACUCGAAGACAUCUGGUCCGCACCCACAUGGGCCGGAGUCGAAUACGACGGACGCUGGAAAGUGCUCCACUACAUUGCCAAAGCAGCCUACGAACCCGUCAUCAUCGCUCCGUACUUUGAUAGCGCCACGGGCAACUUGAGCAUCUGGGCCACUUCCGAUCUGUGGGAAUCUGUCAGCGGCACUGCGACCUUCGAAUGGUACGACUGGUCUGGUGCAAAAUUAGAAAACGUCCCCGCCGCAGAUGGAGCAGGAGCCGUACCCGUCACGAUCGGAGCUCUCAACAGCACCAAAAUCCUACAAACCAACACCACCUCCACUCUGCAAACUCUCUCCCACGAUGACACCAACGCUCUGCUACGCAUGCAAAUCUCCGUCCAAGGCAGACUGCCCAACAGCGCCGUCGUCCAAACGUUCCAAUCCGAGAACUGGUUCCAUCCUCGCCCUCUCAAAGACGCCGCACUCGUCGAUCCCGGCUUACAACUCCGCUACGAUGCGUACUCGAACGUCUUUAGCGUCACCGCGACCUCUGGUGUCGCGGCCUGGGUGUGGUUGGACUAUCCUGCGGGUGCCGUCGUCCAUUUCGAGAGCAAUGGGUUUUGGUUGGCUCGGGGCGAGACGAGGCAGGUGGGUUAUACGGUGCAAAAGGAUGAGACCAAGGGGACGUGGGUGGAUGGCGUGACGGUGGAGAGUAUAUGGAAUCAGACGCUGAGUGUGUAG
Messenger RNA from Sphaerulina musiva SO2202, 2919 nucleotides. RefSeq names its product glycoside hydrolase family 2 protein. The coding region runs from base 100 to 2919 and encodes 939 amino acids. Gene Ontology annotation, biological process: carbohydrate metabolic process; glycoprotein catabolic process. Gene Ontology annotation, molecular function: beta-mannosidase activity. NCBI's taxonomy places the organism in Eukaryota, Fungi, Ascomycota, Dothideomycetes, Mycosphaerellales, Mycosphaerellaceae. The transcript has a single exon. The record is from RefSeq and is a predicted model, not a curated record.